CGGGCUCACCAUAGCCCGUGCUACAUGGCACUUGUUCCGAGUAGCUGACUGUAUCAGAACAACAUAGCGCAGACACCGACGUUGGUCUUGACGCCGGCAGGAGGAGGCGAGGGCAGGGCCCGGGUAUAUAAGGCGGGUUAUGGCGGAGGAAGUUCAGUUGAGUGGUGAGAGAGGUGCCGGGGCGGUCAUGUGGACGACGGUGUCUCCACGCCUCCACUUGCUACCCAUCCUCCACCUUCCCUUCUUCCUCUUCCUUCUCCUCCGCCUCUUCCUAGUCUUCUCCACGGCCCAAGGACGCGCCUCCCCACCAGGUCCGUGGUGGUCAACAUCAUCGGAAGGGGGCGUGGUUAGUCAGCCUGUCUGGCCACGCCCUCCGGAAGGAGGUGUGGUUAGCCAUUCUCUCUGGUCACACCCUCCAGAAGGAGGCGUGGUUAGUCAACCCGUGUGGCUACGCCCACUAUCCACCCUGCCUCACUUCGACUCCUAUCCUUCGUUCGUCACCCACCACCACCACCAUCAGGCGGCCUUCGGCUCUGCUAGUGAUCUGGGGGACUACGACGACCUGGUGAGCCCCGGGGACCUGGUGAGUGCUGACAACCCUGAUCUGAUGGGCGCCGACAGCUCCGUGGACUCGAUGGACACCGGUGAUAUAGUGAUCCCUGGGGAUCUGUUGAGCUCCGGGAGGGUAGUGAGCUCUGGGGAUGUGGUGAGCACUAGAAGGAUGGUGAGCACUGAAGAGCGUUUCCGUCAAAAUGACGUGCUAUUCCCCGGUGACAUAGUGAGCCCCGAAGACUUUUUAGACUCUGGUGACUUGGUGAUUCCUGGGGACCUGGUGCGCUCGGAGGACCUAGCGAGCACCAGUGACCUGGAGAACCCUGGACGCACUAAGCGGAAAGUUAUCUCCAGCGGCGGUCACUACAUCGUCUGGAGCAGGUCCGGCACCUCGCCCUGGAGCUCCACCAGCUACGAGAGCGUCGUCGGGGACUACAAGAUCAACCACCACCGCGAGUACGGCUGGAACCCCCGAGGCCAGAUCGGCGAUGGCGGCUCCAGGAAGACCUACCCUCCCCAGCGGGAGCCUGCGAGAGACCGACGCAACCCCAGGAAGAAACUGAGCAAGUCCUUCAAGAGGGAGAUCGCCCAGUACGCCAUGGUGUACGGGACGCAAAACGCGGCCCUCCACUACGAGAAGACCAUCGGCAGGAGACUUAGAGACAGAGUCGUCAAUAAGUUCGUCCAGAGAUACCAGGAGAGACGGAAAAGAAGGAGGAGGAGGAGACGACGACUCGGUCAGACUUAAGAGACUCGUGUGAGACUUAAGAGGCUGGCGUGAAGUCUUAACGAGUGAGGUGGAGCACUGUUUUCCCAUCUGGAGGAAACUGAAGAACACGGGGAAGGUCUCCAUGUUCAUCUCACUCAAAGCCUCAUCUUGAAGGCGCAGGGAAACCUCUUGAGGGCUGCGAAGUACCCUUAAUAGCCCAGAGAACCUUCCAGAGAGUCCAACUGUGGUGUUGAAGCAACAUGUGACUCCAUACCUGGCUGCUGGCACUGCCUUCACCUGUACCCUUCACUCCAUACCCAUACUACUCCAUACGCUAGUCCCCCUCAUCCAUCCCACACCCAUACCACUCCAUAAGCUAGUCCCCUCAUCCAUCCUACACCCAUACUACUCCAUACGCUAGUCCCUCCAUCCAUCCCACACCCAUACUACUCCAUACGCUAGUCCCCUCAUCCAUCCCACACCCAUACUACUCCAUACGCUAGUCCCUCCAUCCAUCCCACACCCAUACCACUCCAUACGCUAGUCCCCUCAUCCAUCCCACACCCAUACUACUCCAUACGCUAGUCCCUCCAUCCAUCCCACACCCAUACUACUCCAUACGCUAGUCCCUCCAUCCAUCCCACACCCAUACUACUCCAUACGCUAGUCCCUCCAUCCAUCCCACACCCAUACUACUACAUACGCUAGUCCCUCCAUCCAUCCCACACCCAUACCACUCCAUACGCUAGUCCCAUCAUCCAUCCCACACCCAUACUACUCCAUACGCUAGUCCCAUCAUCCAUCCCACACCCAUACUACUCCAUACGCUAGUCCCUCCAUCCAUCCCACACCCAUACUACUCCAUACGCUAGUCCCUCAUCCAUCCCACACCCAUACGACUCCAUAAGCUAGUCCCCUCAUCCACUCCACACCCAUAUUGGGUAAACUAACUGCUCUAAAAGGUACUUUAUUUUUUCUAAAUUUGUUAUUCACAAAUAAAAUUUGAUAAACAGA
This is a messenger RNA of Procambarus clarkii (red swamp crayfish), 2275 nucleotides long. RefSeq lists its product as uncharacterized. NCBI's taxonomy places the organism in Eukaryota, Metazoa, Arthropoda, Malacostraca, Decapoda, Cambaridae. The record is from RefSeq and is a predicted model, not a curated record.